Messenger RNA from Pan troglodytes (chimpanzee), 1936 nucleotides. It is a transcript of the gene TEKT1, whose product is annotated as tektin 1. The transcript is spliced from 8 exons. Gene Ontology annotation, biological process: cilium assembly; cilium movement involved in cell motility. Bases 634 to 1890 code for a protein of 418 amino acids. Gene Ontology annotation, cellular component: nucleus; microtubule cytoskeleton. The record is from RefSeq and is a predicted model, not a curated record. Lineage: Eukaryota; Metazoa; Chordata; Mammalia; Primates; Hominidae.
CUACUCACACCUGCCCUCACAGAGUGCCCCAUCGGGCGCCCCACGCAGAAAUAAGCCAGUUGUGGUAACAGACCUAUACAAACUCUGGAGGAAACUCAUUGUAGCUUAUAGAAACAAUCAACUUGGCUUCCUGAUUUUUAACCCUCAAUUUCGCCUGCGACUGCGAGGUCCUGGAGGCAUCGCCCAGCCCAACCCCACUGUACAGCCGGGAAGUCUGAGACCCGGGGUACAGCGCGACCCGAGAUGAUCCCGCCCGCGGGAGGGCUCGGACUAGACGCAGGUCUCCUGACUCCCAGUUCGGGGCUUUGGCCGCUGUCUUCUGCGUGGUGCCCCGCGUCUUCGCGGUAGGUUGAGGUGGCCGGAGCAUCUGGCCCUACCCUUCCCACACGCCACACUCCUGGGUCUCUGGCUCUGGGGUCCGCAGAAUUUGCGCCUGCGCUAAGCCUUUGGCCAGGCUGCUCAGUGGCGGAACCAGCCCUCUUUGCCCUGGCAACGCGUCACUUGUUGUCAUGGAGACCGCGUUGUUUACCUCUCUGUUCUGCAAGAGCUGGAAGCUCCAGUUGGGGUAAGGAGGCUCCCAUCCCGAGCUUGCGUAGUGGUUCUGUGUGGCGCUGAGGAAUUUGGAAACCUCAAAUGGCUAAACUAUUGCAACCUCCGCCCAAGUUCCUGCCCUCAGAGUGGCACAUUGCUAACAAGAACCAGUACCACAGAGCAGACGCUCAAAGGUCCCGAUCAGAACGCCUGGUCGCAGAAAGCCAGAGGCUUGUGGAUGAAAUUGAAAAGACCACAAGAAAAUCUCAAAGCGAUGUGAACAAGAAACUAGAACAGAGACUCGAGGAAGUCCAGUUUUGGAAGAAGGAAUUAGAAGACAAACUUGAGCAGCUUGUGAAUGUAACUGAUAAUCUACUCAUAUAUAAGAUCAGAUUGGAAAAAGCCCUGGAGACCUUGAAAGAGCCCUUGCACAUCACUGAGACAUGCCUGGCAUACAGGGAGAAGCGCAUUGGCAUUGACCUGGUGCACGACACAGUGGAGCAUGAGCUGAUAAAGGAGGCUGAGAUCAUCCGGGGCAUUAUGGCUCUGCUGACCCGUACCUUGGAGGAGACUUCCGAGCAGAUUCGGAUGAACCGCUCUGCCAAGUACAAUCUUGAGAAGGAUUUGAAGGACAAGUUUGUGGCCCUGACCAUAGAUGAUAUCUGCUUCUCGCUCAACAACAACUCACCAAACAUCAGAUAUUCUGAGAACGCCGUGAGGAUUGAGCCAAACUCCGUGAGUCUGGAAGACUGGUUGGACUUCUCCAGCACCAAUGUGGAGAAGGCUGACAAGCAGCGGAACAACUCCCUGACGCUGAAAGCCCUGGUGGAUCGAAUCCUGUCCCAGACAGCCAAUGAUCUGCGCAAGCAGUGUGAUGUGGUGGACACGGCAUUCAAGAAUGGGCUGAAGGAUACAAAGGAUGCCAGGGACAAGCUGGCUGAUCAUCUGGCCAAGGUCAUGGAAGAGAUUGCUUCCCAGGAGAAAAAUAUUACAGCUCUUGAAAAGGCCAUCCUUGACCAAGAAGGGCCAGCCAAGGUGGCUCAUACACGCUUGGAGACCAGGACACACCGGCCGAACGUGGAGCUGUGUCGUGAUGUCGCACAAUAUAGGCUAAUGAAGGAGGUUCAAGAGAUCACCCACAAUGUUGCAAGAUUGAAGGAAACUUUAGCCCAAGCUCAGGCAGAGCUGAAAGGGCUGCAUCGCAGACAGCUUGCCCUGCAGGAGGAGAUCCAGGUCAAAGAGAACACCAUUUAUAUCGACGAAGUGCUGUGUAUGCAGAUGAGGAAAUCCAUCCCACUUCGGGAUGGGGAAGACCAUGGGGUCUGGGCUGGGGGCCUCCGCCCUGAUGCUGUCUGCUAAUAGUAGGGCUAGUUCCAAUUCUCAUUAAACCACAUUGUAAACAGUA